This is a messenger RNA of Protopterus annectens (West African lungfish), 6994 nucleotides long. Its product is annotated as cytochrome P450 3A56-like. Gene Ontology annotation, molecular function: oxidoreductase activity, acting on paired donors, with incorporation or reduction of molecular oxygen; heme binding; iron ion binding. The transcript has 13 exons. The coding region runs from base 132 to 1643 and encodes 503 amino acids. The record is from RefSeq and is a predicted model, not a curated record. Lineage: Eukaryota; Metazoa; Chordata; Ceratodontiformes; Protopteridae.
GGAAAUGUAAGACGAGCCUGAAUUCACUCCCUGAAAGCAAAUUCUCAAAAGAACCUUCCCUUCAUCUUGACUGUAUCAGUCUGUCCAUAUUUAUCGAUUUAACAGCGUGAAAGAACAGGCAAAGAAGAAAAAUGUUGUUUGCUGUAGAAACCUGGAUCUUAGCCAUUGUAUUUGUAAUUCUUCUUGCAAUAUAUGGAAUAUGGCCCUAUGGGUUUUUCAAAAAACUAAAUAUUCCUGGCCCCAAGCCACUGCCCUUUAUUGGAACUUUUCAUCAUAACAGUAAGGGUUUUUUCAACUUUGACUUGGAGUGCAUGCAGAAAUAUGGAAAAAUAUGGGGUAUUUAUGAUGGAAGACGACCGGUACUAACGACUGUGGAUACAUCAAUGAUCAAGACAAUCUGGGUCAAAGAAUGCCUUACCACUUUUACUAACCGGCGGAAUUUUGGUUUGAACGGGAAGCUGGACUCUGCCCUUACUGUAGUAGAGGAUGAACAAUGGAAGAGAAUCCGCAGUGUGCUAUCACCAAAUUUUACAAGUGGGAGGUUGAAAGAGAUAUUUCCCAUCAUAAAGCAGUAUAGUGAAAUUCUCGUAAAAAACAUGCAGACGAAAGCUGAUGCCAAAGAACCUAUCGAAAUGAAAGAGAUCCUCGGGGCCUACAGCAUGGAUGUCGUAGGUAGCACAUCGUUCAGUAUAGACAUCGACUCCUUGAACAAUCCCAGUGAUCCAUUUGUCAUCUAUAUGAAGAGAGCUCUUAACUUCAAUAUCCUCAGUCCAUUAUUCAUCAUUUCAGUAACAUGUCCUUGGCUCAUUCCUCUUUUUGAGAAAUUGGAAUUCAGUUUGUUCCCUAAGGAUGUAGUGGAAUUCUUUUUCAAAUCUUUCCAGAAAAUCAAGGAAAAAAGAAGAAAAGGAGAUCAUACCAAUCGAGUGGACUUUCUGCAGAUGAUGAUUGAUUCUCAGGCAUCUGAUACAGUCACUGUUCCCAGUGAUGGAAGUUAUAAAUACAAAGCUCUAUCAGAUCGUGAAAUUGUGGCUCAGGCGGUUCUGUUCAUACUUGCUGGAUCUGAAACCACAGGAGCUUCCCUCUCUUACUUGAUAUACAAUGUAGCCAUGAACCCUGAUGUACAACAAAAGCUCAUACAAGAAGUCGACAAGACCUUUCCCAACAAGGCUUCUUUGACAUAUGAUGCUUUAAUGCAAAUGGAAUACCUAGAUAUGGUAUUAAAUGAAUCCUCGAGACUGUACCCCAAUGGUGGGCGUGUAGAAAGAGUUGCCAAGACAUCUGUUGAAAUAAAUGGUGUGACCAUUCCCAAGGGAACUGUCAUCAUGGUACCACUUUAUGCCUUACACCGUGUCCCAGAAUACUGGCCAGAGCCAGAAGAAUUCAGGCCUGAAAGAUUUAGUAAAGAAAACAAAGCAAUGAUGGACCCGUAUGCCUUUUUGCCAUUUGGAGCAGGCCCUCGGAACUGCAUUGGAAUGCGAUUUACACUUCUCAGCAUGAAAGUAGCCCUUGUCAAAAUGCUGCAGCACUUCUCCUUUGCACCUUGCAAGGACACACCAAUCCCUAUGGAAAUUGACACUAAGGCCUUCAUGACACCCAAAAAGCCUGUCUUUCUUAAAGUUACACCCAGAUCUACUGCUGAGUAAAAAUGUCAGUGGCUUUCAAUAAGUUUACUACAGAAUUCCUUCCAGAGAACUAAGAACCAUAACUUUGGAUGCCUUACAGAUUUUAUUCACUCUGAUGCUGAGUUCUCUGUUAUGGGGAUGUAGUUUUCCAAUUACACUACUAUGAAAAUAAAUGGAAAUUAAACAUUCAUAUUAUCAGUAAACCCUUCUACAGUACAGUACUUUUCUAAGUGUCAAUGCUGGUAAGAUAAUUACAGACAGUGCCAGAUCUUUUGGCAUUAGAGGAAAGGAAUGCUGCAACUAAGUGAGAAUAUUUUCAUAUCUAAAAUCCUCUCACAAUUACCCUUUGCCUUUCAUUUUAACAGCAGUCCUACACCUGUUGAAACUACUAGCAUUAUGGAAAGGUGCACACAAAAUUUGUGUGUGUGUGUGGGGGGGGUGUAAGCAGAGACCAAAAUUUCUGGAAGGCUUUGGAAGAAAGUAACUUUCUGAAACUGCUAACAUUAAAUAAUCAUGGUGAAAAGUAUGUUUUAUAAGCACACAGAAGACACUGCAUCACCUAACAUGGAUGGGUUAGGUUCAUAUUCUCUACCAGUCAGAAUCUGGCGUACAAACUGGGAGAAUCCUGCAUUUAAUGAUGACUGCAUACCUUUGUGAAUGCAUACCAUUAUAGUAUGACAUUACACACAGAUACACAACGCUGCUCAAACUGGGAGAUUCCUGCAUUUAAUGAUGACUGCAUACCUUUGUGAAUGCAUACCAUUACGGUAUGACAUCACACACAGAUACAUAACGCUGCUCGCUCCCUAAGUGCAGCAUUUUUUUUUGCCACUUGUACAGUUUAGUUUGGAUUAUGAUCUUUUACCAUCAUCAUUUAAGUUUCUACAUGCAUCAUGCAUACACAUAGACAGCAUUCUCAGUGCCCAUGUGGCUAUAAAGUUACUGGUCAAGGCCUGCAUCAAUAUUGCUGUUACUGUCUUAGGAAGAGCUAUGAUGUAUGUGAAAUCAGUGUUUCAACACCUCCACUCAGAUGUGCCAUAUUGAAGAAGUUCACAAGGGGAAAGCCAUGAGGGUCUGUCAUGCAGCCCAAUACAUAAUUCACAACAUAAUCUCAAUGGCAUAUAAAUCAAAAAGCAGGUCACAGACUAGCCCAACAGAAAACAACCCUGGAGUUAAACUAGACUCCAGGUCUCUGAAGGUUUUGAACUCAUCCUUGUCUAGUGAGUGUUGGAGUCCAUGUCAGUCCUUAGUUAUGGGGAACAGCAUGACAACUGAGGAGAAACACUUUGGACUCCUACCUUGGGAGGUGUAUGCAGAGAUGUUGCUGACAUUCAUCUUUCAGUUGACUAGGUGGAGCUUUAGGCCAAAUAACCUGAUUCCCCAGAGUUACCUCAUGAGUCUUGAAAUCACAGACUGGUAGAACUCAGCGUUGAGUUCUCCCCUCCUUGGAACCAAGGCUAGGUAUGAUAAUGAUUACUUGUGUCAUCCAACACGUGUCAGGAUUUAGGUAUUAAACAAAUGUUUGCCUGGUGGAAGUCUGAGUCAUGGAUGCAAAAUUACAUUUUUAGGAAAUAUGGCCUGACACUUCUUGAGCAUGAUAGGUGCUGCUGCCUAUCAAAGACUCCAAAACUUUGGAUAGGUGUAGUAAGGGAGAGUGUAGUUAUUUGCUACACUGGGGCUAAGAGACAAUUAUUUAUCUUCUCUAAGUUCUAUUCCCACAGUGCGGGAAAGGCUCUGGAACAGUGUGAGGACAUCCAUAAAUCCGGGCACAAGGGCAACCUUCUUGACCUGUCUGUGACUUCUAAAACUAGUUUCCACAUUGUGCACUGUAACUUUGUGCAGGUGUUUUAGCUAGUUCUGAAGGCUCAGGGGUGUAACCGCAUAGGAUGCAUUAUUUAGGUAAUCAUCCCUUAAGGAGGCUAUUGCUGCAGGCUCAGGGGUAUAACUAAACAGGAUGCAUGGUUUAGGUUAUCGUCCCUUAAGAAGGCUAGGGCUACAGGCUAAUGAGGUGUAGCUGCCCAGGAUGUAUUGCUUAGGUUAUCCUCCCUUAAGGAGACUAGGGCUGCUGGCUCAGAGGUGUAGCUGCAUAAGAUGCAUUAUUUAGGUUAGGUUAUCGUACCUUAAGAAGGCUAGGGCUGCAGAUUCAGGUGUUUCACACCAUAACAUACACUGUUUAGGUUAUCCUCCCUUAAGGAGACUAGGGUUGCAGGCUCAGGGAUGUAGCUGUACGGGAUGCUUGGUUUAGGUUAUCAUACCUUAAGAAGGCUAGGGCUGCAGAUUCAGGUGUUUCGCUGCACAACAUACACUGUUCAGUUAUCCUCCCUUAAGGAGGCUAGGGUUGCAGGCUCAAGAAUGUAGCUGUAUGGGAUGCUUGGUUUAGGUUAUCCUUGCUUAAGGAGGUUAGGAUUGCAGGUACAAAGGUGUGCCUGCACAGAAUACAUGGCUUUAGAUAUACUCCCUAAAGGAGGAGUUCGGAAACAAGAUCAUAAAUGUCCACAUAAAAAGGGAUGUGUUAGUGUUCUUUCACCAGCCCACUAAGAACCUAGUCCAUGACAUUUGGAGGAAGAAACAGACCCUUACCUCAGUCGAAUGAGAGCCUAAAUGAACCUCCUAUCUCUGACCUCUUUUAUUUCCAAAGUAAUAAAAUACAAAAAAGGAAACAGCCUCACAUUUUAAGUAGCACAGAGUUUUGCCCCCCUGUCCUAAGAUUUCAAAGAACAUGACCCUGCCAGUAGCUCUGUUGCAGUACUGACUUUAAUCUGUGACUGCCAGUGGAGGUCAGUUCUGAGUUGGCCUCAGCUUGGAGAUCCAUCACAAAAACUAGACAACUCUAUAUGGGGGUCACUUCUGGCCAGGUCCUUAAACUCACUAGCCUUCCCUUAGAAAGCAAUCUGAAGGUGGAUUAGAACACCUUGAGAAAGUGCUAGGGACAAGCACAGGCUUUAGUGAUCAAAGGGGCUGUAGAGGGAUGCCCUAAUUUUCGGAAAGGGGUGGAGGGUUUACUUCCACAUUCUACUAGUCAUAAAGGGAAUGGGCAAAUUGUUUUCUGUUCUGCACCACAGCAACUGAAACCAUAUUGAUGCAUUCAUUUUGAAAUGACCACCCUGCAGAUUCAUGCCCUUGCACCAACAGGGUGUUAUCACUGAACAUAAUAGACACUAUCUAGCACAUCAGGAUUUAGCAUCCACACAGGAUAUUCCCUGAAUUUGCAUUGUUUAGUCAUCACUUCCAGUACAAAAUAUUGCCAUUUGAGCUUUCUUCAGUGGCCUUGUUCUUUGAAAUUUGGGCAACAGUGACAAACAUUUUGCAUGAGAAAAAUCUCUAAACAUUUCCUUACCUGGAUAAUUGGCCUAUGGUGGACCCAUCUAGAGAAUCACUGAAAGCAUUAGUGCUGGGGUUGUUCAUGUUGCUUCAGUUUUUUUAGGAUUGUGAUAUAAAUUCUCUCUUACUGCUGCUCAGAGGCCUACUUUGACAGUAAUAGAACUAGACAGUCUAAUGUCAUUUUUUAGCACCUGGAGAUCAAGGCUGAGAGUGAAGUUUGGAGUUCAAGUUUUGAUGCUAUGGAAUUCCACAGUUCAACCACUGCCUCCUUUUUUCUCUCAUGCCUGCCAACCAGUUGUCUUGAUCCCAUUUAUUCCCCCAUUGCUUUGGUGGUUUCCAUGUCAGGGAUGAAAUACAAGCGAAACAGAAUGUCAUCAUUCAGAAAACUAUGGGAGGUGGGCUUUAUGUUUAAACCUCAGUGUCCCUGCAUCAGCCUCACGUACAAGUGAGCCUAGAUUAUAUCCCUGCUACAUCACCCUGAUAAUUGUACAUGCUUUUGUGUACAAGUGAAGCUGCGACUACCAUGAGAUGCAUAGCUUAGUGGUUGCUUAUAUAUAAGUCUUUGUAAUGCAUGCUACAACACCCCCCAAUGGCUGUCAGCCAUGCAGUGGGUUAGGGUAUCUCCCUUCCCAUGAUAGGAGAGCUACUGUCAACUACUCACUCCCAUAUUUAUCCAUUGGCUCCUCCAGGGCAUGGUUUGCAAAAAAGUUUACAGGUGGGGGUUUAACCCUCUGUCCCACAUAGCUAGUGGGUUUUACAAGGCUCAUUGUGCAUUUGCAUGACUGAUGACUGUGAGAUAUCAGUGGCUUCAGAUACCAUGGGUUCACAGACCUGCCCUGAGUGUGAAACUAUUGCUUUGCAUUGGUGUAGUCAACACUUACUACCAACCUCUUGAUAGGUCUUCCUUUUCUGUAACUGAAUCCAUCACAGAAUCUGGUAACAGACACUUUAUUUGCUGGUUGCAGAGUUCAUCUUAGCUCCUACAUAUUGCAAUUUGUGUGGUCAAUCCUACGGUAGAAGCAGCACAUCUAACAGAGGUACGAGCUAAAAUGGAAGGAUAUCCUCCUGGUGUUAAGAGCCCCUGCUAAUCUAGUCAGACAACCAGUUCAAAAAUGAUAGAGUUAUACCCAUUUUAAAGGGGAGCUGAUGCUCACCUGGCAGUAGGCUGCAUACAAAAGCAUGCCUUUUAGCUACUCCCAUUACUGGGGAAGUGAACAAGCUGGCAAACUUUCCAAGCUGCUUCUCCAAUCUUCUCCUGAAGUUGAAGAUUCAAAAGCCAUGCCUGAGCCAAGUAUUAUGGAAGAGGUUAGUUCACAGACUGAGCUCAUCUUUACCUCAUAGGAAAAUGUUGUCUAGCCCAUUACCUGCUUAGUUCAUCAGGACAAGGGUGGAUGGUGGUGAUAGAUGUGUUCUCCCUCCUCUUGAUUGGGGGAAGCCUGUAAGCAUUCCCACCAAUCUUUCUGGUCCCAAAUCAAAUCCCUAGUGACAGAAGAAACUGUUCCAAUCCAAGCCAUGAAUGUCUCCAUCUCUUGGAAGGGCUCUUUAUUUAAACCAUUUAAUCCAAAUGGGGUCCUCUGGGGGGGGGGUCUCUGACAUUGUAGCUGCUAAGAAAGCUUUCCCUCAACAGGCCCAUGCCUGCAAGUGGAAAAGUUUUAGUUUGAGCAAUUCUGUACAUCAUACCACCUUAUCUGGUCAAAUUACAGCUGAUCUGAUACAUCACAGGCACCUUUAUGAUUUUGGCCUCAAUUAUUCCACACCCAGAGUAUAUGCAUCUGUUAUUUCUCCACAUUAUGGCCUUUGGGGAGGGGGCAGAGCUGUACCCCAGGAUUGGCUGGUCAUGCAGAUCCUUAAAGGAGUGCUGCAUCUUCAUCCUUUCUGGAAAUUGGUGCAGGAGAUUAAAGAGCUAACAAGCUGUUUCUUGUAGUCCUAGAUUCAAUUCCCUCAGCGCCCAUUGUCCACUUGUGUCUCUGAUUGAGUCACUUAACCAGACAGCGUUCUCAGCAGUGUCUGAAAACUGUCCAUAAAGAUCAGUGUUCUAACUGCAUCAACAA